This is a messenger RNA of Melanotaenia boesemani (Boeseman's rainbowfish), 1307 nucleotides long. RefSeq names its product thioredoxin-like 1 (gene txnl1). The coding region runs from base 187 to 1056 and encodes 289 amino acids. NCBI's taxonomy places the organism in Eukaryota, Metazoa, Chordata, Actinopteri, Atheriniformes, Melanotaeniidae. The record is from RefSeq and is a predicted model, not a curated record. The transcript is spliced from 8 exons.
AUCAGGAGCCCCCAUCGUGAACCAGCUCACUGUACCUAAGGUGUGCUUCAAUAUUCGACAGCUAGUUAGCUUAUUUACUGCCAUCAAGCUAAAAACAAAACACUUUUACAUUUAUUAGGUAGCCUAGUUUCCUGCUCAGGACAUCAUCCAGGGCAACAAGCUCAGGAUACACUGGUAAACUUCAUUAUGGUUGGUGUUAAAGUAAUCGGAAACGACCCGGACUUCCAACCGGAGUUGGCGGCCGCCGGCUCUAGGCUCACCGUAGUGAAGUUCACAAUGGCCGGGUGUCGGCCCUGUGUCAGAAUAGCUCCAGCUUUCAACAUGUUGAGCAACAAGUAUCCACAGGUCGUCUUCCUUGAAGUUGAUGUUCAUGUCUGUCAGGCAACAGCAGCAGCCAACAACAUCUCAGCCACACCGACGUUCUUGUUCUUCAGGAACCGGGUCCGGGUGGACCAGUAUCAGGGGGCGGAUGCUGCGGGUUUGGAGGAGAAGGUCAAACAGCACACAGAGAACGACCCGGGAAACAGCGAGGACUCAGAUAUUCCUAAGGGAUAUAUGGACCUCAUGCCUUUCGUUAACAAAGCCGGCUGCGAGUGCCUCAACGAGAGCGACGACUGCGGCUUCGACAGCUGUUUAAUUAAAGACUCCUCCUACCUGGAAUCUGACUGCGAUGAACAGUUACUGAUAACGAUGGCCUUCAACCAGCCUGUGAAACUCUUCUCUAUGAAGUUACAGUCCUCAGACUUUGCCCAAGCCCCUAAGGUGAUGAAGGUGUUUAUCAAUCUCCCUCGGUCGAUGGGUUUUGAUGAUGCGGAGCGAAGUGAAGCCACUCAGACUCUGGAGCUUUCAGAGGAAGACUACAAAGACGACGGUCUGAUUCCUCUACGUUACGUCAAGUUUCAGAACGUUCAGAGUGUUACGUUGUUUGUCAAGUCCAACCAAGGAGACGAGGAGACGACAAAAAUCAACUACCUGACGUUCAUAGGCACCCCAGUCCAGGCCACCAACAUGAACGACUUCAAAAGGGUUGUAGGAAAGAAAGGUGAAAGCCACUGAGCAGGAGAAGGAAGGGGAGGGAGGACGAGAAGAAGAUGAGGAGGAGGAGGAGGCUGCAGAUACAAACAAGGAUUUUCCCUCCACCAAAGCUGCCACAUUUACAAAGCUGUCAGAAAAUAAUACACACAAAACCUCCUGCAAUCCUCCUCUUGCUCUUAAAUGAAUUCUCCAUCUCUGGAGACUCGGUCUAUAAAUCAUUUAUAUUGUAAUUCUGAAAACCCUGUAAAUAAAACACAAUCCUUUUUCAAAGG